Molecule: messenger RNA, 3111 nt
Organism: Magallana angulata
Lineage: Eukaryota; Metazoa; Mollusca; Bivalvia; Ostreida; Ostreidae
Product: coatomer subunit beta-like
Exons: 24
Coding region: 45-2909 (954 amino acids)
Biological process (GO): intra-Golgi vesicle-mediated transport; intracellular protein transport; endoplasmic reticulum to Golgi vesicle-mediated transport
Cellular component (GO): COPI vesicle coat; cytoplasm
Molecular function (GO): structural molecule activity
Source: RefSeq, a predicted model, not a curated record
UGAAGAAAAAAUUGCCGACAACUGAACAAACAAAAGAGGACAAGAUGGCUACUUUGGCAGAACAGCCGUGUUACACCCUGAUCAACAUCCCCUCUGACGCAGAACCUCCCACAGAACUCCAGCUCCGACAGGAUCUAGAAAAGGGAGACAUUAAGACAAAGACUGAGGCCCUGAAGAAGACCAUCCAGCAGAUUCUGAAUGGAGAGAAGCUGCCCACUCUCCUGAUGACCAUCAUCCGAUUCGUCAUGCCCAUCCAAGAUCACAUGAUCAAGAAGCUGCUGCUCAUCUUCUGGGAGGUGGUGCCCAAGUACACCCCCGACGGCAAGAUGUUGCACGAAAUGAUUCUUGUGUGCGACGCGUACAGAAAGGAUCUGCAGCACCCCAAUGAGUUUAUCCGGGGCUCCACUCUGCGGUUCCUUUGUAAGCUGAAGGAGGCCGAGCUGUUAGAGCCACUGAUGCCCGCCAUCAGGCAGUGUCUUGAACACAGACACUCCUAUGUUAGACGCAACGCUGUCCUGGCCAUCUACACCAUCUACAGAAACCAUGACUCCCUGAUCCCUGAUGCUCCGGAGUUGAUUGCCAAGUUCCUGGAGGGAGAACAGGACAUGUCCUGCAAGAGAAAUGCCUUCAUGAUGCUGAUUCAUGCUGAUCAGGAGAGAGCCCUGAACUACCUGAGUAGCUGCAUAGACCAGGUCAACUCAUUCGGAGACAUCCUACAGCUGGUCAUUGUGGAGCUGAUCUACAAGGUAUGCCACAACAACCCAUCAGAGAGGGCUCGAUUUAUCCGUUGUAUUUACAACCUCCUGAACUCCCAGAGUCCCGCGGUCCGCUAUGAGGCAGCUGGUACCCUAGUCACUCUGUCUAGUGCUCCUACCGCAGUCAAGGCUGCCGCUAGCUGUUACAUAGAGCUGAUCAUCAAAGAAAGUGACAACAAUGUCAAACUGAUCGUACUAGACCGUCUGAUAGCUCUGAAGGAGGUGCCAGCUCAUGAGAAGGUUUUACAGGAUUUGGUGAUGGACAUUUUGAGAGUGUUGAGUGCUCCAGAUUUAGAAGUGAGGAAAAAGACCUUGACCUUGGCUCUUGACCUUGUCUCCUCCAGAAACAUUGAAGAGAUGGUAUUGGUGUUGAAAAAAGAAGUGGUUAAGACCAACAACGUAGAACAUGAGGACACUGGGAAAUACCGCCAGCUGCUGGUCCGCACACUGCAUCAGUGCUGUAUCAAGUUCCAGGACAUUGCUGCCACCAUCAUCCCUGUGCUGAUCGAGUUUCUGGGAGACCAGAACGAGCUGGCAGCACUGGACGUGUUGGUGUUUGUGAGGGAGGCCAUCCAGAGGUUCGAGUCACUGAGGGGACUCAUCAUCAGCAAACUGCAGGAAAUCUUCCCCUCCAUCAAAGCCAUGAAGAUCCACAGAGCUGCAUUGUGGAUUCUAGGAGAAUAUUGCGAAACCAAUGAUGACAUCCAGAAUGUCAUGACCAUGAUCCGACAAGCAUUGGGAGAGAUUCCAAUUGUGGAUGAUGAAAUAAAGAAAGCUGCUGGAGAAGUGGCUGAUGAUGAGAUGCAGUCCGGUGGACAGGUACAGAAGUUGGUGACAGCUGACGGAACCUAUGCCACACAGAGUGCAUUUAGUUCUGCCCCAUCUUCCGCAAAGAAGGAGGAGAGACCACCCAUGAGGCAAUACAUGAUGGACGGAGAUUUCUUUGUGGGAGCAGCUUUGGCCACCACCCUGACAAAACUGGCCCUCAAAUACAUCGCUAACACUCCAGAUGUCAAGAGGCAAAAUUCUCUGGUGGCUGAAUCUAUGUUAAUCAUGGCUGCUAUUAUUCAUCUUGGAAAGUCUGGAUUGCCCACAAAGCCAAUCACAGAUGAUGAUGUGGAUAGGAUUGCGACCUGUCUGAAGGUGCUGGCCGAGAAGACCCCGCUGAUGGGCGAGAUCUUCAACACUGACUGUAGACAGUCCCUCUCCCUGAUGCUGGCAGCCAAGAUGGAGGAAGAAAAGGAACUCCAGAGGGCUUCAGAGAAGAGAACUGUCAAGGUUCAAGCUGAUGACCCUAUAUCAUUCGCUCAGCUCGUCAACAAAGCAGAAAUGGGAGCUACUGAGAACAUGUUUGAACUGACAUUGUCUCAAGCUUUAGGAAUGUCUGGCAAGAAAGAUGGCGAUCCUAUUGGAGCUUCUAAACUGAACAAGGUAACCCAGCUGACUGGUUUCUCGGAUCCUGUGUAUUCGGAGGCCUAUGUCAAUGUGAACCAGUUUGACAUCGUGCUGGAUAUCCUGGUUGUAAACCAGACAUCUGACACACUGCAGAACCUGACAGUGGAGCUGGCUACUCUAGGUGACUUGAAGCUGGUGGAAAAACCCACACCAAUGACCAUGGCUCCACAUGAUUUCUGCAAUAUCAAAGCCAAUGUCAAAGUGGCCUCCACAGAAAAUGGAAUUAUAUUUGGAAACAUAGUGUACGACAUAAGUGGAGCAGGCAGCGAUCGUAACUGUGUGGUGCUCAACGACAUCCACAUCGAUAUCAUGGACUACAUAGUGCCUGCCUCCUGCGACGACACCGAGUUCCGACAGAUGUGGGCCGAGUUUGAGUGGGAGAACAAGGUGGCUGUCAACACCAAUGUCUCGGAUCUCGCCGAGUUCCUGCAGCAUGUCAUCAAGAUCACCAACAUGAGAUGUCUCACUCCUGAAAAGGCAUUGAAGGGAGACUGUGGUUUUAUGGCAGCCAACAUGUACGCCAAGUCCAUCUUUGGGGAGAAUGUCCUGGCCAAUCUGAGUAUAGAGAAGCCUGCCCACCUGUCAAAGGACUCACCUGUGCAGGGUCACAUCCGUAUUCGGGCCAAAAGCCAGGGCAUGGCUUUGAGCAUGGGGGACAAGAUCAAUCUUUCUCAGAAGAGUAUUGGCAAAGGACAGUAGGGGAUUUGGGAUUCUGUGAAUCUACUCCAUGUAAAGGACUUGACAUUGGAAAAUUGCAUUUUUGAUUUUUUGUCAAUUAUCAAUAUUUAUUAUAUGAUAUAUUCUGAAUAGAAAUGGUUUAUGUACAAGUGAUAUAAGUGAAUAAAUGAAUUCAAAGCAUAAAUUCAACCUUUGUUUUACUAUGUGCAUUCAAAUUUUAAAA